GUCUUCUCUAGCCUGCACCUAAUCUCACUGUGUGGCUCCACUUCCUGUGUCUACACGUGUGUAGCAGAGCUGGGGAGUCGGCAAAAUGAAGCCGAGAAGACAUCGAAAGCAAGCGCCAAGCUUCCGCAAGCUCUUGAAGACCAGCAAGCUAAAACUUGACAACAAGUUAAAGAAUAAGCAGUUUAAGCAGGAGAGUACAGCAAAGAAGCACAGGAAAGAGCAGAAGAAGCUCCGUGAAGCUGUGCGAGAUGUUAGCACCAAAGCAGCCCAACCCCUGGACAGAGUCAAGAAGAAGCAGCAAGUUAUUGAAGAGGAGGAAUUGGAAGAGGAGUCUCUCCCCUUGGAUAUGAUAGAUGAAGAUGACCUACAGCUAAUGCGAGAAAUGGCUCAAAGGGCAUCCUUUGUGACCAGGGACCUUUCCGUCAGUGAACCCGUCCAUUCCACAAAACGAAAACGGGACAGUGUGAUUGAUAAGUAUGAGAAGUUGCCCAGACAUAUGAAAAUGGAACCUGAGAAAGAGGUUAUUCAUCUUCUGCCUAUAAAGGACAAAAGUGGAAUUAUUCCCCAGAGUAUUGAGAAACCAGUUGUCCCUACUGAGUAUCAGGAUGAGGAAGAGGAGACCGACACUGAAGAGCCUGAAGUUGUGCCUGCGGAGCCUCUACUUGUACUUAGCACAGAGGAACUGAUUGAACAUAGGAGAGCCACCCUGGAAGAGAAGAAAGCUCACAUUGCAUCCUUGGCCUCGGCUAUACUGGCAGAUCCAGAGAACAGUAUUAGGAAACUGAAGGAGCUACGUGCCAUGUUGAUGGAACAGGACUCUACAGUGGCGGUAACAGUCCGGAAGCUUGUCCUGAUUUCGUUAAUGGAAAUAUUCAAGGAUAUCUCCCCUUCCUACAAGAUUCGCCCCCUAACAGAAGAAGAGAAGGCUGCUAGAGUCAAGAAAGAAACUCAGAAGAUCAGAGAAUUUGAAGAAGGUCUGGUCAGUCAGUACAAGUUUUAUCUGGAAAACCUGGAGCAAACAAUAAAAGAUUGGAAGCAAAUGAAAACCAAAAAGAGUGAAGUAGUAUCACUAGAAGCAUACAGAGGACUGGCAGAGGUGGCUGUGAUGUGCCUAUGUGAGCUCAUGCUCUCUCUUUCCCACUUCAAUUUCCACAAUAACCUCAUCGUCCUCAUUGUACCGCUCAUUGAUGAUAAAUGCAAAAAGAUUGCUGAUUUGUGUACAGAAGCUGUAAAGAAACUUUUCAGGCAGGAUAAAUUGGGCCAUGCAUCUCUGGCAGCUGUAAAGAUAAUAUCCGGGCUGGUGAAGAGUAGAAACUACUGCGUCCGUCCAGAGGUGCUUAACAUCUUGCUUCAUCUAAGAAUUAAAGAAGUUGAAGUGAAAAAAGACGUAGAAGACAUUACUCCUAAGCAAAAGAUGAUGACUUACAAAGAUAAGAGGAAGAAUCUGUCGAGGAUGCAAAGAAAGUGGAAGAAAGCUGAGGAGAAGCUGGAGAGAGAACUUCUGGAGGCUGAUGCAUCAGAGAGCAAAGAAAAAAAGUUGAAGCUGCAUACGGAAACAUUGAACAUUGUUUUCUUAACCUACUUCAGAAUACUGAAAAGAGCACAGAAAUCUGUUCUCCUUCCUGCCGUCUUAGAAGGCCUAGCAAAGUUUGCCCAUCUAAUAAACGUGGAAUUUUUUGAUGAUCUCCUUGUGGUGCUAAAUAAGCUUGUUGAAUCUGGUGAACUCAACUACAGAGAGGGUCUUCACUGUGUGCAAACAGCAUUCAAUAUACUUUCUGGCCAAGGUGAUGUCCUCAAUAUUGACCCCUUAAGCUUCUACACUCACCUUUACAAAACCCUGUUUGGACUAAGUGCAGGAUCUACAAAUGAUGAUACAGUGAUUGCCCUUCAGUGUCUGGAAGUGAUGCUCACCAAGCGCAGGAAGCAAGUGUCCCCACAGAGGGCGCUGGCAUUUAUAAAGAGACUUUCUACAUUGGCACUGCAAGUCCUACCCAAUUCAUGCAUUGGCAUCCUGUCCACCAACAGAGGACUCCUGCAAAUGUUUCCAAAGACUGACAUUCUGCUUGAUAAUGAAUCUCAAGGCAGUGGACUCUUCCUACCGGAGCUGGAUGAGCCAGAAUAUUGUAAUGCCCAGAAUACCGCCUUGUGGGAGCUGCACCUUUUGCAGAGACAUUAUCACCCUGUAGUCCGGGAGUUCACUGCUCACCUGUGUGCUGGCGCACCCUCUGAAGGCUCAUCAGCGCUGAGAGCUUCUUUAAGCCGAAGAUCUGCUGUGGAAUUAUUUAAUGAUUUCUCUACAAAUGGAAUGAACUUCAAUCCACAAGUUCCUGAAACUGUUCCCAAGAUGAAGGGUAAAGGUAGAACAAUCCUUGAGCUGAGUAAAGACUUACAGGAGAUGAUUGAGGCGAAGCUUGGCCAGGUACCAUUGGGCGAGCUGGACUUUGCAUCACAAGUGAAAGCUUUUACCUUGUGACCGUGGCAAGGAUGACCAUUCAUAAAGAACAUCUUAAAGGGGUACUCCGCUGCACCAGCAUUAGGAACAUUUUGUUACGAAUGCUUGGGGCGAGCGGCUGGGGUUGUGAUGUCACGCCACGCCCCAUCAAUGCAAGUCUAUAGGAGGGGGCGUGGCAGCUGCUACGCCCCCUCCCAUAGACUUGCAUUGAGGUGGCGUGGCGUUACGAGGUGCAUGGCCAUGACGUCACGAGCCCCGCCGCCCACCCCCAUCGUUCUUAAUGAAUUCCAGGUGCUGCACAGUGAUUGUGGGGAUCCCAGCUGCGGGAGCCCCAAUGAUCAGACAUCUUAUCCCCUAUCCUUUGGAUAGGGGAUAAGAUGUCUAGGGGUGGAGUACCCCUUUAAAUCUUGUAGAUAUUAUUAACUAUAUUUUUAGUGCCUUUGUAUAUACAAAGCUUUGAAUGUGAAAGAGAGAGAACCAAUCUGUGAUAAAUAAAAGCUGCUGUAAACAUGGAGGCUUUAAAGAAACCUUACCGACACAAGGUAUGAAGCAAACCAUCUUUAUUCUCAGCAUAUACAAAUACAACAGUGUUUCAAGUCUGUAUAUAUUAAGUAGUCCAAAUGAAAAAAAGUCAUUUUACAAAACCAACACUUUUCAAAACUGGCACAAAAAGUCAAGAGACUGUCACACACUUCAUAACAUGCAGAAAUCACAAUUAUUACACUCAUUGAAAUACUUCAGUGCCCUUUACAUAGUAAGUUAUCCUGCUGGGCAGUUAUACUGAAGAUGUACCAGGCAUGGAACAGUUUAGUACAUCUGCUGCUCCGAUAAAUAUCUUACAUCCAUUCUAUGACACAAGGCUUUACCUGCUGACUUAAAGUCUAACUCCAUUGCAGUAACUACACAUACAUGGUUUAAUUCAUAUUUAUAUAUAAUUCAAUAUAUAUAUAUAUAUAUAAAUGGUAGCUUCCCCUGUUGAAGUUUGCAGGUUGUGGUAUUUCAUACUACCAGCAACCACAGAUCUGUCUGGGUGACCACUAUUUGAGCAGCUAUAUGUGGAACUUCCAGGAAGCUGUUUACUCCCGUGGAAACAUUUUUUUUAUUUUAUUUUUUUAUGAACUGGUGCCAGAAAGUUAACAGAUUUGUAAAUUACUUCUAUAAAAAAAAAAUCUUAAUCCUUCCAGUACUUUUUAGGGGCUGUAUACUACAAAGGAAAUGCUUUUCUUCUUGGAUUUCUCUUCUGUCACGACCACAGUGCUCUUAGCUGACCUCUGCUGUCCAUUUUAGGAACUGUCCAGAGCAGCAGAGAACCCCCCAGGUCAGACACUUAUCCCCUAUCCAAAGUCUACCACUGGAUUUCUUCUUUAAAGAAGUUAUCCAGGAGAAAAAAAAAAAGAUUUUUUU
Messenger RNA from Hyla sarda, 3856 nucleotides. It is a transcript of the gene NOC3L, whose product is annotated as NOC3 like DNA replication regulator. Gene Ontology annotation, cellular component: nucleolus. Gene Ontology annotation, molecular function: chromatin binding. The transcript is spliced from 21 exons. Gene Ontology annotation, biological process: DNA replication initiation. NCBI's taxonomy places the organism in Eukaryota, Metazoa, Chordata, Amphibia, Anura, Hylidae. The coding region runs from base 86 to 2473 and encodes 795 amino acids. The record is from RefSeq and is a predicted model, not a curated record.